This is a messenger RNA of Carica papaya (papaya), 1775 nucleotides long. RefSeq names its product autophagy 3 (APG3) (gene ATG3). Gene Ontology annotation, molecular function: Atg8-family ligase activity. The record is from RefSeq and is a predicted model, not a curated record. NCBI's taxonomy places the organism in Eukaryota, Viridiplantae, Streptophyta, Magnoliopsida, Brassicales, Caricaceae. Gene Ontology annotation, biological process: autophagy of mitochondrion; autophagosome assembly; glycophagy. Gene Ontology annotation, cellular component: phagophore assembly site; cytosol.
CAUAAGGGAUCGGUGAUUCAACAAUCAGCGGCAAAAUUCCUGGAACCAAGAAAAUAUAACUCUACUCGACGCCGAGAGAAAUCCCCGGCUACCGGCGACCCCUUUUUCCCACUCUACUUUUCUCUCCCUGCGGCCACGUUCCAGAAAAACUUCAAAUUGAAUCCUCGGUUCCUCUGCCGCCGGAACCUCGGUCGGGAUUCUGCUCCUGUUUCUCCAUCCCUGCAGUCAUCUCGGGUGUACCUAAAGAUUAAUCUACUGAAUCAAUAUCCUUCACUCUUUGUGUAUAAAACACCUCACGAUGGUAUUGUCACAGAAGCUACACGAAGCAUUCAAGGGCACCGUAGAGAGAAUAACCGGUCCUCGCACUGUCUCUGCCUUCAAAGAAAAAGGAGUCCUUAGCGUAAGCGAAUUCAUUCUCGCUGGAGAUAAUCUCGUCUCUAAAUGUCCCACCUGGUCCUGGGAAUCUGGUGAACCAAACAAGAGGAAGCCAUACUUGCCACGAGACAAACAGUUUUUGAUUACUAGAAAUGUUCCUUGCCUACGAAGAGCUGCAUCUGUAGAGGAAGAAUAUGAAGCUGCUGGAGGUGAAGUUCUACUUGAUAAUGAAGAUAAUGAUGGCUGGCUGGCAACUCAUGGAAAACCAAAAGGUAAAUGUGAUGAGGAUGAGAAUUUACCAACCAUGGAGGCCUUAGAAACCAACAAGAAAAACACAAUUCCGUCAAUCCCCACAUACUUUGGAGGUGAGGAAGAGGAAGAUAUUCCAGAUAUGGCGGAGUAUGAAGAACCUGAUAACAUAAUUGAAACAGACCCUGCAACACUGCAGACUAUAUAUCUUGUGGCUCAUGAACCUGAUGAUGAUAAUAUUUUGCGGACCCGAACUUAUGAUGUCAGCAUCACAUAUGAUAAAUAUUACCAAACUCCACGUGUUUGGCUCACUGGGUACGACGAGUCGAGGAUGCUACUGCAGCCAGAACUUGUCCUCGAGGAUGUCAGUCAAGACCAUGCACGUAAAACGGUAACCAUUGAGGAUCAUCCUCACUUGCCUGGGAAGCAUGCAUCUGUUCAUCCUUGUCGACAUGGAGCUGUUAUGAAGAAAAUUAUUGAUGUUCUAAUGUUGCGUGGCGUGGAGCCUGAAGUUGACAAGUAUCUUUUCUUAUUCUUGAAAUUCGUGGCCUCUGUAAUUCCAACGAUUGAGUAUGAUUACACCAUGGACUUUGAUCUCGGUAGCUCAAGCAACUGAUUUCAGAUAAUUGCCACGAUCAUCGUGUCAUUAUUCCACUGCCAAUGUUUAAACAGCUAGCCAAAUGGUACUUGCUUGAUUGAACAUGGGAGUUAUUGCCUAUUGUGUGUCAGCGUUAGAUCUGGAGGGACUCUAUUUCUGGCUUCUAUUUGUUCUUUUCCUUUUCCUGUUGCUGCUUUGGGUGAUUAUACCUUGAUUCUUUUCUCUCGGGUUUGCCAGAUGGAAACGCUGCAGGUUUUCAUGGAGGAACUAAAACAGGAUUUGGUUACGUUAUCUGCAACUCUUUGUUCUUUGUACAUAUUAUGGCUCUCUUUAAUGUAAUUUUAAAGAGUUAUAUAAGAUUAUGAAUUUAUUUGCAGUAAUUUUUUUUUAAAAAAAAAAAAAAAAAAAAUCAAGAACUGUUUGCCGCAGUCAAGUAAGGAGUGAGUUAUUCAGAUUGUAUAUGUGACCUUGUAUGAUUUUAAAAAUUGACGCAAACACAUAUGAAGACAAUAUUGCAUUCAAUUCUGUAUAAAUUAUACGAGUUUAUUCGGCC